AUGACGACCACUAAUAAUCAACCAGAACGAUUUGAUACUCUACAAAGACUUGAAUUGGAAUCAACUAUUGGUUUUGAAGGAAAAGUUCCUCAUGGUCUUAAACUUCACCCAGAUCGUACACAUAUGGUAUAUCCAAUAGGAUGUAAUUUAGUUAUUGAAAAUUUACAAACACGACAACAAGAAUUCCUUCUCGGACAUAAUAAUAAUAUAUCAAGUGUAGCUAUAUCAAAUAAUGGAAAAUAUAUUGCUUCAGGUCAAGCAACAUAUAUGGGUUUUAAGGCUGAUAUUAUUAUUUGGGAUUAUGCUACUCGUGAACCUUAUGCACGACUCGUUUUACACAAAGUCAAAAUUGAAGAUCUUGUAUUUACUUGUUCAGAUAGAUUCUUAAUAUCCUUAGGUGGUCAAGAUGAUGGAGCUAUUAUCGUAUGGAAUAUUGAAACUAAAGAACCCGUAUGUGGUAGCGCAGCUCAACAUAAAAGUGCUGGUAUUACAUAUUGUUUAGCUGCAUCAAAACAAGAUGAAUGUCAAUUUUUUAGUGGUGGAAAUGGUACACUUCGUUUUUGGCAAUUGGAUAUCGCUAAUCGAAAAAUUCGAGCAACAGAUAUUAAUACGGGUAUUGUUAAACGUAUUGUCAAAUGUAUGACAGUCUCAUUGGAUGGUACUAUUCUUUAUUGUGGUACAACAUCAGGAGAUAUACUUAUGAUCUAUAUUCCAGCUACUCAAUUUAAAUGUAUUGGACCUGAAAAGAAAAAAUAUUCAAUGGGAAUUACAACUAUACAAGCAUUAAUCAAUGGUGAUGUUUUAAUUGGUACAGGUGAAGGAAAAAUUCAUAUUGCUGAAAAAGAAACGUUUAAAUCAUUAAAAUCUGCACAAGCUAUGGGUGAAAUAACUUCCAUAGCAUUAAGAGGUGAAGGUCAUAUGAUUUUUAUUGGUACAGAUCGAUCACAUAUUUAUAAAAUUAAUUAUGCUGAUUGGAAAAUGGAAUUAAUUAAUACAUGUCAUAAUUCACCUAUAAACGAUAUUGCAUUUCCUUUUGGAACUUCGGAAUUAUUUGGUACAUGUGGAUUUCAAGAUAUUCGUAUAUGGCAUGCACCAACUGGUAAUGAAUUAUUACGAAUAUCAGAAGCAAAUAAAACAUGUAAUUCAAUAUGUUUUAGUCGUGAUGGAAAAAUGAUUUUAAGUGGAUGGGAUGAUGGUCGUAUUCGAGCUUUUUAUCCUGAAACCGGUCGUGAGAUGUUUAGUAUAAAUGAUGCACAUAAUCGUGGUGUAACAGCAAUAGCUAUUACAAAUGAUUGUCGACGAAUAGUUAGUGGUGGUGGCGAAGGUAUGAUACGUAUUUGGCAAAUCAAUCCAAAUUCACGUGAACUAUUGGCAACUAUGAAAGAACAUAAAAAUGCGAUUGUUUGUAUUCGUAUUAAUAAAUCGGAUACAGAAUGUGUUACGGCAUCACUUGAUGGUACUUGUAUUAUUUGGAAUUUAAAACGUUUCGCACGUAAUCAAGUUUUAUUUGAAAAUACACUUUUUCAUUGUGUAGCUUAUCAUCCUGAAGAAUAUCAUAUAGUAACAGGUGGUAGUGAUCGAAAGAUUGGAUAUUGGGAAUCUACAAAUGGUGCACAAAUACGUGAAUUAGAAGCAUCAAAAAGUGGAACUAUUAAUGGACUUGAUAUUGAUAAUUCUGGUAAUUAUUUUGUUACUGUUAGUGCUGAUAAAUUAGUAAAAUUCUGGCGUUAUAAUGAAGGUGACGUCAUAAGUGUUGGUAUUGGUCAUGGUAGUGAAGUGAAAAAAGUUAAAAUAUGUCCAAAUUCACAACAUAUUAUUUCUGUUAGUGCUGAUGGAAGUAUUUUCCGAUGGAAAUUUCCAAAAUCAACUAUAUAA
This is a messenger RNA of Adineta steineri, 1875 nucleotides long. Lineage: Eukaryota; Metazoa; Rotifera; Eurotatoria; Adinetida; Adinetidae. The record is from the annotation of a GenBank genome assembly.